Varanus komodoensis (Komodo dragon) is the source of this 1792-nucleotide messenger RNA. It is a transcript of the gene RANGRF, whose product is annotated as RAN guanine nucleotide release factor. NCBI's taxonomy places the organism in Eukaryota, Metazoa, Chordata, Lepidosauria, Squamata, Varanidae. The transcript has 7 exons. The coding region runs from base 1 to 660 and encodes 219 amino acids. The record is from RefSeq and is a predicted model, not a curated record. Gene Ontology annotation, biological process: regulation of membrane depolarization; heart contraction; regulation of sodium ion transmembrane transporter activity. Gene Ontology annotation, molecular function: transmembrane transporter binding; sodium channel regulator activity; guanyl-nucleotide exchange factor activity. Gene Ontology annotation, cellular component: nucleus.
AUGAUAUGGCGGGGUUUAAUUUGGAGGGGGCGAUUUAAAGGGGCAAGCGCCUGGCGCCGCCGUGCAGCGAAGGCAAACGCCAUGGACCACGAGACGGUACAACAACCAAAGCGUUAUCUCUUUGGUGGAGCGUUUUCCGCCUGCCUUCCUCCUGGAAGCCUGGAUAUCAGUGAGAUGCGCCAAGUUCCGGACAACCAGGAAGUGUUUGUUCACCCCAGCACAGACCAGAGCAUCAUAAUAGAACUGCUAGAAUUCCAGGCAAACGUGCCGGACGAAGAUGCGGCCAGGUAUCACCUUGAGGACAUGGCUGGCGCUUCUGCCACCACGGAGAUUCUGAGCCAGGAGGUGCUUGUGCCCCAUCUCCUGGCCCUGGAAGGCUGCAGCAGCGCCUGGCUGCUCACUGCCCGCCAGUUGGUAGCCAAGUUCAACGAGGAGGCCAAAAACGAGGUGACCCUGCACCUGGCACUGCUCCGCUUGCCCCAAAACGGAACCGACCUGCUGCUCACCUUCAACGACCCUACCUGGAUUCACCCGCUCAGCAGCAGCGCAACCCACGGAACGGAAGUCCUGCCGCCUCCUUCGCAGCCUCCGUGGACGGUACAGCAUUUCCACACUUUCGUUCGCAGCCUGCAGCUCCUCGACCCCAACAUCUUCGGUUAGGACGCCUGUGCAGCCGGGCCCCACAGCAUCCUGCCUCGCCCCACCGGUUCCACGAGCACAGCUCCGGCUGGUUAUGGCUCCGGGUUCCGGGGCUUCGCUGCCUUCGCUUCCCUCGUUCCCGCGGCAGAGGAGGAUUGGGAGGAAGAGGCGCUUGGCGCUCCGAAGGGUGUUCUCGUUGCAGAGGGCGGUUUCGUGGCGGCUGCUCCCGAGUCUCCCUUUCCUUCUGGAUGUGACCAGGCUGCUGAAUUUCACUCGGCCUUGGAAUGAGCAGGUUUCGGCCUGCCCCUUCCCAUCCCUGCUAGCUGUCCCAUCCCAGCGCCAGGACCCGUUAGGAUUAGAUCUCCUCCAUCAUGCUUUUCAAUUACUCGCCACUCUGGCAAAAUUGGAGCAAAAUUCACAGAGCCAGUUACAAACAGACAGACAGCUACCUUUAAUAAGGGCCAACCAAUCAGUGUUCAUUAGUGUAAGCUUUAGAGUCAUACUGGAUUCUUCUUCAGGCUUAACCAUCAAGAAAAGGUGGAAGAAAAAAAGGAGAUGAGACCAUAGUACUAACACACAUAUUUGGUGGAGAAUUAUUUUCCUCUCCUUUCUUUCCUACUGGUUUUCUUCUCCCCCAUCCUCUGGGGAUAUAAAAUAAAUUAGAACUAUUUCCAAAUUACAAGGUUUGAUAGCAGUUGAUCCUAGCUAGCUUUGGCCUUUACCAGCAUGUGUGGUAAAGAUUCGGAUUGCAGGUGGCAGGCCAAGGAGAAUAAAGCCCUCCCGCCGCUUUUUUGGGGGAAGGGCUUUAAGGGGAAGGGGGGGGGGGUUAAAUAAAUAAGAGAGGCCGUGGCCAUCCCCAGAGCCUUUGGGCUGCUGGUGGGGGACAAAGCUGGACCAGAGUCCCUCCCCUUGAGUUCAGCUUGCAGAGUUCCUUUUAUGCUGAAGGGGGGAAAAUCCAGCGUUUCCAAGAACGGUUCCCAAGAAACCAGGCUGCGCUUGAGGCAGCUUGAAGGCCUGAUUUAAUUAGCAAUGCCUUUGCUGUACCCAAAAGUAUUUUUAAAGUGCUGCAAACAGCAGUAUUUAAAAAGUGCUCGAGAACUGAAAAUGUUACAUUCUUCUCUGCCAUAAAAUUAAAACUGGAUGAAAACACGGA